Ostreococcus lucimarinus CCE9901 is the source of this 1008-nucleotide messenger RNA. RefSeq lists its product with no specific name. Gene Ontology annotation, biological process: intracellular signal transduction; protein phosphorylation. NCBI's taxonomy places the organism in Eukaryota, Viridiplantae, Chlorophyta, Mamiellophyceae, Mamiellales, Bathycoccaceae. The record is from RefSeq and is a predicted model, not a curated record. Gene Ontology annotation, molecular function: ATP binding; protein serine/threonine kinase activity. The coding region runs from base 1 to 1008 and encodes 335 amino acids. The transcript has a single exon. Gene Ontology annotation, cellular component: cytoplasm.
AUGAUGCGGUCGACGCGCGCGGCGGCGAACGAACUCGCGCGCGGGACGACGGUGGGGAAAAACGCGCGGUACGAGGUGACGAAGCUGAUCAAUCGCGGUGGCACGGCGUUGGUGUACGAGGGCGUGGAUCGGGAGACGGGGGAAAAAGUCGCGCUGAAGUGCUUGGACGUCGGCGACGGGGCGAGGGUGAAGGUGCCGCUGGCGGCGGUGAAGAGGGAGAUCAAGUACGCGACGAAAUUGAUGGCGUCGACGAGUCGAGUCGUGCGAUUGAUGAAUGUUGUGAACGAUGGGGAAGAUUUGUUGGUGUUGGUGUUUGAACUCGCGCGGGGGGUCGACGUUUUGGAUUUCAUAAACGCGCGGGGCGGACGAUUGGACGAAGUCACGGCGAGACGGUUGUUCUCGCAGCUCGUGGAGGCGAUCCGGAUGAUACACGAUCACGGAUUGUGUCAUCGAGACGUCAAACCCGAGAACGCGAUCGUGUGCGAGCCGCACGGAGAUUUGAAACUCAUCGAUUUCGGAUUGGCCAAGGGCCUGGAUAGCGUCGCGACGCGCGCGGUCGGCACGCCGGAUUACAUGGCGCCCGAGAUGCUGGACAAGCACGACGGCGACGGGAACGUGAGACGAACAAAGUACGACGCGAAGGCUUGCGAUGUUUGGUCGUGCGGGGUCUUUUGUUACAUCAUGUUGACUGGCACAUAUCCAUUUCAAAAUCCAGACCGCCCAAACUCCGUGAAGUUGACGCUCGAAAACAUCGUGAAGGGAAACAUCGCGCCGAUGUCUCGAUCGAUAUCGAACGAGGUCAAAGAUCUGAUUCUUCGUAUGCUACACCCCGACCCGAAGAAGCGAAUCACGUUACGCGAGGUGUCGAGACACCCAUGGGUUCUCGCCGGCUCGCCGGCUCGCGGCACCGGCGCCGUCAGUCGCAGAUUGAGCUUGGUUGAGCUUGGUCGGCGCGCGCGUGCGAUGCUCACUGGCCAGCGACGCAAAAGUGAAGAUACGACAAUAUAG